AAAGCGACACAUUCGCGGUUUGUCAGUCGGCGGAACCACUCUUCGCUUCACUGAACGCUCUUUACGUUUCUGAUAUACAAUUUUUAAAAAGGGAGUGAUCUUUAAAACAACACCAAUAAGUUUGAAAGACAUUAAUAGCGAAAUGAAGUGCCGGUAUGGAUGGGGCUUCCUCGGAGGUGGCGCCAAUGGCGCAGUUCUGGUCGGACUACUUUGCGGAUUUUUUGUCUGCAACGUCCGCUGUGAUAAGGUGGAAAUAAUAGAGCUUGGCAAUUGGACGAUAACAAAUCAGAAUAGAUCCCUAACCAUUGCCAACCAAACGCUGCCUUCGGGAAUAUACAGUGCUUUUGCGCCCCAAGUGCUGGACUCGUACAACGACGUCGAACUGCGUUAUUUGGCCUACGACAAUUGGACCUACUCGAAUCUCUUUCAAUUCGACGUCCAUCAUUAUAAACGCGGCCACAUCAAUCUGACAUUUUACGGCAUUGAUGCCGUGGCGGAAAUCCGGCUCAACCACCAACUGCUAGGACGGACAGACAACAUGUUUGUGCGAUACUCCUACGAAGUGAGCUCCCUGGUCCAAGCAGAAAACUUUCUGGAGGUUGAGAUCAAGUCUCCCGUACUAGCUGCCUUGGCGAGAGCUAAAUAUUUAAAUAAUGAUAAAAAAAGCGUUCCACCGGAAUGCCCCAACGAGCGCUACCAUGGCGAAUGCCACAUGAACAUGUUGCGGAAGAUGCAGGCUAGCUUCUCCUGGGACUGGGGUCCAGCAGCCCCCUCCGCUGGGAUAUGGAAAAAGGUGCAGCUAGAAAUCUACGAAGUUGCCGUAAUCCGCGACGUGGAUGUGGACGUCAGCCUCAUCAACGGCUCUUAUUGGAACAUGCAUAUUCGCUGCUACUUGGACGCAGUGGGAGAACAGGACUUUAAUGGAAGGCUUAUUCUAUACGCUGUCGAGUUAUUGGACCAUCCGGUGGUCGUAGACAGAAACGCAUUGAAAACCAUCAGUCGUUUGACUCCACUAAUUGAGUUUGAUCAGGCCGUGCCAAUUGAGAAAGUCGUAGUCUGGUGGCCCAAUGGUUACGGUGAGCAGAAACUUUAUCCGCUUCACUUCACUCUGAAGGCCUGGUUGGGUACUGAGGGGCCCGAGGUUCGCUCCAAGACUAAGUCGCACAAGUCCCUCCGAGUGGGCUUUCGCUCCCUUGAAUUGGUCGAAGUUCCCGCUCCAGACGGCAUAGGAAAUACAUUCCUUUUCCGAGUCAAUGGAGUAGAGAUGUUUAUGAAAGGCAGUAACUAUGUACCAUCACAUAUCCUGCCCGAAAUGCAAACGAAGGAACAGAGUAAGUUUAUUUCAAAAACAAAGAUUGUUCACAGGAAAAUCGCAUAGAGAUUGCACACGUCC
This is a messenger RNA of Drosophila suzukii, 1393 nucleotides long. NCBI's taxonomy places the organism in Eukaryota, Metazoa, Arthropoda, Insecta, Diptera, Drosophilidae. The record is from RefSeq and is a predicted model, not a curated record.